Messenger RNA from Anguilla rostrata (American eel), 4273 nucleotides. Its product is annotated as circadian-associated transcriptional repressor-like. Gene Ontology annotation, molecular function: RNA polymerase II cis-regulatory region sequence-specific DNA binding. Gene Ontology annotation, biological process: negative regulation of DNA-templated transcription; circadian regulation of gene expression. Gene Ontology annotation, cellular component: nucleus. The transcript has 6 exons. The coding region runs from base 524 to 1810 and encodes 428 amino acids. NCBI's taxonomy places the organism in Eukaryota, Metazoa, Chordata, Actinopteri, Anguilliformes, Anguillidae. The record is from RefSeq and is a predicted model, not a curated record.
ACUUCCCAUAAAACACACUUAAAAUUGAUUUAUUAAGCACUGUCAGUGCUGAGUGCACGGGCGGUCGUGCGCACGCUGCGUAGACGCGUGUGUAUCUGUAGUACCCAGCCCUACACACGGAUGCCACAUGUGUAGGCGGGGCCACGAGUACAACAGACACUGUCCAAUCCUUUACCAGUGAAUCGCUCACUGGCUAGAGAUUUGACCAAUGGGAACAGGGGCUGUCAGGCAGCCAGCCAAUGAUUGGUCGUGUGUGGCCUGCACACAGUUCGGCACGUGUAGCCUUGCACAUGUUGACGCUUGCAAUGGGCAGAUGAAGGGGAGAGAAAGAAAGGGGCUGCGAAAGAAGGCGAGUUGUGAAUCCUGACUGGCGAAGCGGGCACCGGGACACUACUCAUUGAAGGAGUUUUUUUUUUUCAAGAAAGUAUUUGCGAUUGAUUGUAUAAGAUUACCUGUCGUUGAAAAGUAUCGUUUCCGCCAUUGGAGGCAGGUCCUUGUUGUUUUGGUGUCUUCUGUUCAAGUGAUGCAGUCAUCAGGCAGUACUUCCUCCCAGGCGUCCCGCGAUUCGCUGAGCUCGAGCGACAGCUUCCUGUUCGGCGAGGACGACGGCGGCGUGUUCCUGGCGGCGCGGCGGCCCGGGGGAGCGGCGUGCUCGGCGGUGCGGGGCAGCGCCGGCAGCCCCGCCUCGCAGUGGGCCUGCGACGGCUUCAGCGACCGCGAGCGCUGCUCCCCGCCCGGGAGCGGCCCGGCGGAGCGCCGCUCCGGCGACGCCCCCUCCUCCUACUCCGCCCUGGUGUCGUCCUCGUCCUCGUCGUCCGGCGGGGCUCAGACGGAGGGGGACCACCUCUUCGCUCGGAAGUGUGUGGAGCUGCAGGGAUUCAUAAGGCCUCUGCUGGAGCUUCUCAGCGGCCUUAAGAAGGGGAGAUUCGACAGAGGUCUGAGCAGUUUCCAGCAGAGUGUUGCCAUGGACAGAAUCCAAAGGAUUGUGGGAGUGCUGCGGAAGCCUACCAUUGGUGGGAAGUACCUCCACACCCUGCUCCAAGUGGAAAUGAUGCUCAAACUGUGGUUCCCCCAGAUUACCCCCUGCGCCCCCUCCGCCAGCGAGCGCUCUGCGCCCCCCCACGGCACCCCCCCACACAAGCACAGAGACCAGCUGCACAUCCCCGUCAAGAAACGGAGGCUCAGUUGGUCAGACACAGACUCCCCAGCCCCCCCGCCCCUCCGCUGUAAACGCUUUGACCGAGGGGGGCAGGAGGGAGGACGCGCGGGGGGGCCGGAGGGGUGCGGCCCCGCCCCGCCGGCGGCCUCGGGGGCAGAGGGAGAGCGAGGGGCCGGCGGACACGCCAGACGCGCGGCGGAGCGCCCGGGCGACGCUGGAGAGAAGAGAGAGCGCGAGCGGGAGAGAGAGCGGGAGCACGGAGUCAUCAGCUGGUCCGAGCUGAGCACCACCUGGGUCCACGUCACCGCCAUCCUCAGCCCCCCGACGUCCUGCUCUUCCCACGACAGCAGAGGGGGGGGCGCCAAGGGAGGCCUCCCCGCCCGGGCCCUCUCGCCUCCCUCUGCCAGCGGCAGCCCGGCCACGCAAGACAGCUCCGUGUCCUCCACCACGCCUUCCUCCGAUCCGCACCGUCUCCUCCCCCCGCAGUGCCAGCCAGUCGCCUGCCGGAGCCAGCCUGUUGCCACAGAGACAGAGGACUGUGAGGGCGGGGCCCCCGAGGCCCGGCAGGGGCGGAGCCAGUCUCUCCCACCCUUGCUGAAGCCUUUGAAUGGCGGGGGGAGAGUGAGAAUGCACAGUCCCACACAGACUUGACGUUCGAAACACAGUGUUCUUAUGAGUUAUUGUUCCUAGAUGCUGUGAGUUUACAUGUGGCGAGUUGGAUCAUUACAAAUGCACUCAUUUAUAGGGAAUGGGGUGGGGUGAGGGGGGGGUUGUGAUGAUGAAGCAUUUCUGGUGCACAUUUUUCCUUUCAUUUUUCAUUUUUAUGAGUGUGCUUGUCUUCUGUGGGAUGUUCCAGUUUCGAAAUUCAAAGGACCACAAUAGGAACAUCAACUGUGACAAAAAUGAUUUAGAUUCGUCACCACGACAUCAUCAAAACAAAAAGCAAUAUUACGACUAAUAUUUCACAGCAGCAUAUGAAAUAAAGAAAUGAAAUUGGGGGCGGGGGGGAGGGGUUGAGGAGGAGGUGGGGGUGGGUUUGAGGGUGACUGUCCCUCUUGGCCAGGCGAAGAAGUCUUUUUACGUACUCUUCCAUUUUUUAACUUUUGGAGCUUCUGUUUAAUGAAUACUUUUAUAUGCAAAAAAAUGAACUGCCAUUUUGCAUGUGAAUUUCAGUAAGUGGUUAAUUUCUGAUGAAAUCAGAACCUGAAUAGAGCAGGUCUACUUCUCCCCCCCUUUUUUAAACAGUAUGUUUUUGGUGAGUGGAAUCCCCACUCGAGGCUUAAACAUCAGCAGUGACCACAAUUAAAGGAACAUAACAUCAGUGCAGAAUUAGACACGACUGCAAUGCAAGAUCAGCUGUAUGAAAAUUAAAUUAAAUCACAGCUGUCAUAAAGAGCGGCUGAUGAACAGCCAAUUGCAUUGCAGUUCACCACUUUGCUUGUGUUAUGUGCACAAGGAUUGUACAUUUAUUUUAUAUCAGGAGAGAGAAAUUGACAGUAACCAAUAACAGCACAGUUAGUUAGGCAAAAGCAGCACCGGUAGCAGCUUGAAGUGAAUCCACAAAUGUAGCAUUAUCAAACCGCAAAUAUCAGGCAGAAGGUCUUCUUCCACGUCUAGUUUUCCAUGGCUUAAAAUAAAUCGCAGAGAAUUCCUCGAAUCUUAACCGACUGAGUACAGACAGUCCCUGAGCGCAGAGGGCUAAGGAUCCAUUUUAGGCCAGUGCAUUAAAGCAAUUCUAGACUUGUGGAUUUUGUGUGAAUCUGAAGCACCGCCCGGAAGCGGGCUACAGUUACAGCGGGAGGGAUGCCGACGAGAUAGAAAGCAGCCCAUCACCAGUGUAGCCCGCGGCACUGUAUAUACAUGACGAGGGAAACAACAGCAGCAGCAGCAUCAGGACAAGAAUAGGCCACACCAAAAAAAAACAACAAAACCCUAAGCUGCACCUGACAGAAUGAAUUGUGGACUUAAAGGGUCAAGACUGGAGGAGGCCUUACUCUAUUAAAAAGACGACCCUGAGUUCCAGUGUUUAUUGAGUUUAUUGAGAUUUGCAUUAAUUUAUUCGUUAAUUUAUUUAUUUUAUGACUGAUUUGUGUAGUCAGUUCCUCUGAUUGCUUUGAGAACUGCUGGAGCCACUGUAGCUGUGUGUACAUAAGGUAUUAUUGCUACCGUAAAAAAAGGAAAAUUGUUGAUUGGACAACUGUGCCUUUACCAAAUGGGAUGUGAACAGUGAUUUUUAUACUACAUUUUUGAUUGGUUUUUUUGUGCUUUUUCCUAGAAAUGUUUACACAGCAACCCAACUUGUGUAGGAUUUAUUUGUCAUCUGUUUUUCUUUCCCCCCCUCUCAUACACUGUACCCCUGAAUCUUAAGCGGUUGGAUUUCAGGUUUUCAUGAGUUGUUUUGCGAUUUUGUUCAGAUAAAUGAAUUCGAUUCAGUUGCACUUGCCGAUUAAUUACAUGCUCUCUGUCUGAAUAUAGAUUCGCUCCAGAGAAAACCUGGAAACUUGAAAGAUUUGAUCUGAUUGGAUUUGUAGAAUUGGAAAAAAGGAGAGAGGCGAAAUAUUGGCACCGGUGUCGGUUGCAGUCGACCGUUUAGCGUGAUGGAGAUUCGCAAUGAUUCAGCUCGCGUAUGCUCUCACUGUGUUAACCAUCUCGAAGCACAGCGCAGCCGCUGACAACAGCACCACAGCGUCAACAUGAAGCAGAAUAAUGCCAGUAUUAUCUAAUGUCUGUGAUUUAUCUUGUAUGAGGGGUUGUGGGGGAGGGUGGAAUCCAUUUGCACUUGUUUUACUUUUCUUUUCCGUGCUUGUUUUAUAAGACAAAGGCCAAACGAAUCGGUCGAAAAUGAUGUGUAUUAUUUCAACUGCCUUUUUUUUUUACAUGACUGUACAGUUCUUCCUCUCUCUCUGCCUCUUUCGACUUCUCUCGCUGCCUGUCUAUCUCCCUCUGUACUUCUACCCCUCCCUCUUCAACUCUUUUACUGACUAUAGCAAUCCCUCCUUUCCUGUUUCUCUUCUGCACACUCCCUUUCUCCAGCAGUUUUAUUCGUGUGACUACUUUUUCAGCAAUGGUGCAAAAGAAAAACGUUUUAAUAAAUGACACGCAUUUUGAAAUUUG